UUGCAGAUGAGAGUCUGAGAGUAAAGAGAGACAGAGAAAUGGCGUGGGAUAGGAAGACAGUUACCAAGUGGCUGGUAGCUCGAGCAUGUGGGGGUAGAGUUUCUUUGUGUCGGUAACAGAUCCCUCUGGUCUGUUCCAGAUCGGGUUUCAGGUUUUAACACAGAACAAUACUCUAGACUCUGCUUUGUUUCAGAAAGAGCUGCUUUGAGUUGAUUUGACACUUUACAUUUAAAAAUGUUUUGUUGAAAGACCCUGAACAUUUGAAAUAACUCCGGACACAGCAGAACCAACAGACAAACGGACAGAGUGUGAGGUGUUCAGACAGCAGAACAAACAGACAUACGGACCGAGCGUGAGGUGUUCAGACACAGCGGAACCAACAGACACACAGACAGAGCGUGAGGUGUUUGGACACAGAGAGGAACCAACAGACACACGGACAGAGCAUGAGGUGUUUAUACAGCAGAACCGACAGACAAACGGACAGAGCGUGAGGUGUUUGGACAGCAGAACCGACAGACAAACGGACAGAGUGUGAGGUGUUUGGACAGCAGAACCAACAGACAAACGGACAGAGCGUGAGGUGUUUGGACACAGAGAGGAACCAACAGACACGGACAGAGCAUGAGGUGUUUGGACAGCAGAACCGACAGACACACGGACAGAGCGUGAGGUGUUUGGACAGCAGAACCGACAGACACACGGGCAGAGCGUGAGGUGUUUGGACAGCAGAACUGACAGACACACGGACAGAGCGUGAGGUGUUUGGACAGCAGAACCGACAGACACACGGACAGAGCGUGAGGUGUUUGGACAGCAGAACCGACAGACACACGGACAGAGCGUGAGGUGUUCUGGCAAAUGCUCCCUUCCUGAUGACGUGGUGAACUCCAUGUCAUGCCGUCGCUAUGGAAACGUUUCAGCUUUUCCUUUGGCGCUCUGCUCUGCGUGCUCUCCGCUACGCUGUUGGUUGUUGCCCUGGCGACGGAGCGCUGGGUCACUGGGGGCAUCUUGUGUGGCACCGGGGCAGAGCUGGUCAAUGCCAACUGCUCUGAGAUGGACCAGUUCACUGGAGACAUUUCCUACGGGCUGUUCCAGGGACAGAAAACCCAUCGCUGUGGUCUGGGGAUGCGUCGCUCCAAAAUACACUUCUUCCCCGACCUGGUUCUGAGCCUCAAUACGGGUCUCCAUGUCCUGGUCAUCGUGUUUCUGCUGGUGGCGCUGGGCUUCAGUCUCCUCAGCUUCUCCUUCUGCAUCUACAACGCACGCAAGGUUCCCUACCAGAGUAUCAAAGGCCCUGCUGGACUCUACAUGUGGAACGUCAUAGCAGCGGUGUUUGGCUCAUUAGCGGUCCUGUGUUUCCUGGCAGCAGUCAGACAGCAUCGUUUAACGGAACGUGUCUCCAACUUUAGGGAAACUCUCUUCCGGUUCUCCGUUCUGGACGAGGAACUGGAUUGGUCCUUCUGGCUGGGCGUGGCCAGCGUUGCUACGCACGGCGUGGUGUGUGUAGUCGUGGCAAUGAGCCGAAUUAAACUGCCCAAACCACAGAGAAAGAAGCCACCUGAGCAGCCGACCGUCACUGCUGAUGUUCUGAUGUACUGACACACACACUGUCCCAGGACACUGUCCCAGGGAGUUGAUCCACACUGUCCCAGGGAGUUGAUCCACACUGUCCCAGGGAGUUGAUCCACACUGUCCCAGGGAGUUGAUCCACACUGUCCCAGGACACUGUCCCAGGGAGUUGAUCCACACUGUCCCAGGGAGUUGAUCCACCGUGUCCCAGGGAGUUGAUCCACCGUGUCCCAGGGAGUUGAUCCACCGUGUCCCAGAGAGUUGAUCCACACAGUCCCAGGACACUGUCCCAGGGAGUUGAUCCACCGUGUCUCAGGGAGUUGAUCCACACUGUCCCAGGGAGUUGAUCCACACUGUCCCAGGGAGUUGAUCCACCGUGUCCCAGGGAGUUGAUCCACACUGUCCCAGGGAGUUGAUCCACCGUGUCCCAGGGAGUUGAUCCACACUGUCCCAGGGAGUUGAUCCACCGUGUCCCAGGGAGUUGAUCCACACUGUCCCAGGGAGUUGAUCCACACUGUCCCAGGGAGUUGAUCCACCGUGUCCCAGGGAGUUGAUCCACACUGUCCCAGGGAGUUGAUCCACACUGUCCCAGGGAGUUGAUCCACACUGUCCCAGGGAGUUGAUCCACACUGUCCCAGGGAGUUGAUCCACCGUGUCCCAGGGAGUUGAUCCACUGUGUAACAGGACUGGCUGGGAGAACUUUUUUUUUUUUUUAGGCCAAAGCCAAAAAGAUUAAUCUUAUCACAUGACCACAGUUUUUGGUUGUGGAACAUGAGUUCA
Esox lucius (northern pike) is the source of this 2352-nucleotide messenger RNA. It is a transcript of the gene clrn2, whose product is annotated as clarin 2. Lineage: Eukaryota; Metazoa; Chordata; Actinopteri; Esociformes; Esocidae. The record is from RefSeq and is a predicted model, not a curated record. Bases 898 to 1602 code for a protein of 234 amino acids. The transcript has 5 exons.